GAGCAAAACGACAGGAAAAGAAUUCCGUGCCCGCUCGAUCCAAAACACACUGUCUACGAGGAUCAACUGCAGAAGCAUUUGAAAAAGUGUAACUCAAGGGAGAAGCCAAAGCCAGUCUACUUCGUACCAGACAUUAAUGCAGGUUUCAGUGAUGGAACAGAAAUACCAGAAGAGCAGGUACCUAUCUCUGCUUUAUCCAAAGAAGAGCUGGAGAACUUAAUUAUCAAGCUGAAAAACGCAUGUAAGGGCCUGGAACUUCGCCUUGAGGAACAAAUACUGUCCCACCAGGCUUUGCAGGAAGCCCUGAAUGACCCACGGAAUGGGGAAUCCACUUUCAAACACUUGAAGCAACAGGCUUCUAUUUUAGGUAACAUGGAAAAACUACGUUUACUUGGUCCCGGAAGAUGUUUUGUUGAGUUCGGAGCUGGCCGAGGAAAGCUGUCCCACUGGGUGGAUGUUGCCUUAGAGAACGUGGAAGACGUUCAGUUUUUGCUCGUAGAAAGGGCAACUACAAGACACAAGGUGGACGCAAAACACAGAGAUUCCGUAUUUGAGAGGCUUCGAGUCGAUAUUCAGCACUUAUGUUUGAGUAAGGUACCUGUUUUGGAGGAGAAGAAACUGCCAGUGGUGGGAAUUGGGAAGCAUUUGUGCGGUGCUGCAACAGAUCUCGCUUUGAGAUGCUUGGUGGAGAGUUACACAACGUGCUGUGAUGGAGAGAGCGAAGAGCCGGCACCCAAACGCUGUCGGAAGGAUGAAGCAGAUGUGGCUUCCAACGAUUCUGCUGACAGCAGGAGGAACAAAGCCAGCUGCGUGCCUGUAGCUGGAAUUGUCAUCACGCUGUGCUGCCACCACAAGUGCGACUGGACGCAUUACGUGGGCAGAGAGUUCUUCCAAACGGCAGGACUCGGAGCAGAAGAGUUCCAUUAUUUUCAGAGAAUGAGUAGCUGGGCCACUUGUGGCAUGAGAGGAGCCGCAGCCUCUGGAAGCGAGGACCCAGCUGACGGCAGAGAGCAGGAGUGCAGCCGGACAGCGCAUGCUUCCCACGGGACACUCGCUGCGGAGGAGCGGAAGGAGCUCGGUCGCCUCUGCAAACUGCUGAUUGAUCACGGACGGGUCGAGUAUUUACAGCGCCGAGGGUACACGGCUGUGCUGCAGUACUACACGGAGCCUGCCGUGUCCUUGGAGAACGUCCUGCUGACAGCUGUCCCACGUCCAUCUUUCAUACCAGAGCCAGCCUCGUGA
Eurypyga helias (sunbittern) is the source of this 1242-nucleotide messenger RNA. It is a transcript of the gene TRMT13, whose product is annotated as tRNA methyltransferase 13 homolog (S. cerevisiae). The annotation marks the transcript as partial. Gene Ontology annotation, biological process: tRNA methylation. The transcript is spliced from 10 exons. The record is from RefSeq and is a predicted model, not a curated record. Lineage: Eukaryota; Metazoa; Chordata; Aves; Eurypygiformes; Eurypygidae.